Populus trichocarpa (black cottonwood) is the source of this 2424-nucleotide messenger RNA. RefSeq names its product protein BONZAI 1. Gene Ontology annotation, molecular function: calcium-dependent phospholipid binding. Gene Ontology annotation, cellular component: plasma membrane. The coding region runs from base 182 to 1903 and encodes 573 amino acids. Lineage: Eukaryota; Viridiplantae; Streptophyta; Magnoliopsida; Malpighiales; Salicaceae. The record is from RefSeq and is a predicted model, not a curated record. The transcript is spliced from 16 exons. Gene Ontology annotation, biological process: cellular response to calcium ion.
UUCCAGAUAUUAUUAUUAUUAUUAUUAAUAGGAAAAAUCAGACUCUGUUUUCUGUCUUCUCUUUUUAUUCAUUUUUCCGUUUCUCGAUUUGUGUUUCGGAAUCUGAAUUUUUUUUGUUUUCGAGAGAAAAACGUGUAUUAGCUGCUAAUUAGUAGACUCUGUUAGCUGCUGGCGGAGUAUAAUGGGGAAUUGCUGCUCUGACGUGGCCGGCGGUAGGGCGGCAGUUGGUGGCAGCGGCGCCGCCGCUGGAAAUGACGCUGUCGAUCAUUUCCUCAAGUCUCGUGGCAUGUACAGCUCUCAGAUGGAGUUAUCAUUUUCUGCUACAAACUUGCGUGACCGGGAUGUACUUUCCAAGAGCGAUCCUAUAUUGAUUGGUUAUACGAAAGGAAAAGAUGGAACACUUGCUGAAGUUUUCCGAACAGAAGUAGUUCUUAAUUCAUUAAAUCCAACAUGGAUUACAAAACACGUGAUUACAUUCCAGUUUGAAGCUGUUCAAACGUUGGUGUUCCAUGCAUAUGACGUUGACACUCAAUUUCACAACAUAGAUGUAAAGAUGCUUAAGCUAGAAGAGCUACAAUUUCUUGGCGAAGCAUCUUGUGUAUUAUCUGAGGUUGUAACCAGGCCAAGUAGGUCAUUGACUCUAGAUCUUUUAUUUAGAGAAGAUCCUACCAUGUCAGGCAAUCCUCGACAUUGUGGACAACUUAUUGUGCAUGCCGAGGAAUGCAUAAGCUCAAAGAGCACAGUGGAGAUGGUAUUAAGGUGCUCGGAUUUGGAACAUAAGGAUCUGUUCUCAAAAAGUGACCCAUUUUUGCUAAUCUCAAAAAUUGUUGAGGUUGGGCUCCCCAUUCCUGUGUGCAAAACAGAAGUCUUAAAAAAUGAUCACAACCCAGUGUGGAAACCAAUCUAUUUGAGCAUUCAACAAGUUGGAAGCAAGGAAAAUCCAUUAAUGAUUGAGUGUUUUAACUUCAAUAGCAGUGGCAAGCAUGAUUUAAUUGGAAAAGUUAAAAAAUCAUUAGUUGAGCUGGAAAAGCUUCAUUCUAAUGGCGAAGGAGAGAAUUUAUUUUUACCCACAACUGUUGGGCAUAAUCAUCAGAAUAAGGUGUUAAAGAGCCAGCUAUUUGUGGACAAGUUUUCCCAAAGCAGUCAAUGGACAUUUUUGGAUUACUUGGCCGGGGGAUGUGAACUGAACUUCAUGGUGGCAGUUGAUUUCACGGCUUCAAAUGGAAAUCCCCGCCUCCCUGAUUCCUUGCAUUACCUUGAUCCAUCUGGACGGCUAAAUGCAUACCAAAGAGCAAUCUUAGAGGUUGGAGAGGUGUUAAAAUUUUAUGAUUCAGAUAAGCGCUUUCCGGCCUGGGGAUUUGGGGCACGACCAAUUGAUGGUCCGGUCUCACAUUGUUUUAACUUGAAUGGAAGCAAUAAUCACAGUGAGGUAGACGGAAUCCAGGGAAUUAUGACAGCAUAUACCAGUGCUCUCUAUAAUGUUUCUCUGGCAGGGCCAACACUUUUUGGGCCUGUGAUCAGCAAUGCCGCACUAAUUGCUAGCCAGUCUCCUGCAAAUGGAGGAAAAAAAUACUUUGUUUUGUUAAUAAUUACGGAUGGAGUUGUAACUGAUCUCCAGGAAACCAAAGAUGCCAUAGUGAAAGCAUCUGACCUGCCGCUAUCAAUCCUCAUAGUUGGAGUUGGAGGAGCUGACUUCAAAGAAAUGGAGAUUUUAGAUGCUGAUAAAGGAGAGAGACUAGAAAGUUCAAGUGGACGUGUUGCUUCACGUGAUAUAGUCCAGUUUAUGUCAUUUCGGGAUGUACAAAGUGGAGAGAUUGCUGUUGUUCAAGCACUUUUGGCAGAACUACCUACCCAGUUUUUAUCCUACAUGCGAUCCAGAGAAGACAUCCAACCAAACAUUUGAUUAUGUAAACAAGUGUACAUAUAAUUUUCUAUUUGUGGAUUCAUGCUACGAGUUUUCCUGCGUAGGCCAAAUGGUGCCAAAUGCAUCGUGGCUCUUAGGUGAUUAGGCCUUGUUCAUCUUACUAGAAGAGGUAAGAAAUGCGUUCCCAAACUUGAGCAGAAUCCUCAUGCUGAACAGCAGAAGUUGGGCUGCGCAUUCUUCGCCACGCACAUUGGCUGGACAAGUUCCAUGGUUUUUCCCAGCUUGAAACAGUGGCGUUUCACGACUUUGAAACAUGUUUGAGAGGAUUGAUGAAGAACUUUUCAUGGAUUCCGGAACCAACCAGUCCUACUUAGGCAGAUGGGAGAACCAACUAAUCCAAUUCAACCAUAUCAGCUGAAGGACAUGCGAGGAACUAAGUCAUGAUUGUAACAGUCAUAUCUUCAUUAUUUGACACGAUUGUUUUCAAGCCGCUUUGUGAUUCAUGAUCUUGGACUGGAUGCAAGUGAAAUAACACUAUUUGGUGUGAGAAUUAUUUGGCC